Colletotrichum lupini is the source of this 1050-nucleotide messenger RNA. RefSeq names its product HMG box protein. Gene Ontology annotation, molecular function: DNA-binding transcription factor activity, RNA polymerase II-specific; RNA polymerase II cis-regulatory region sequence-specific DNA binding. The transcript has 6 exons. Gene Ontology annotation, biological process: negative regulation of transcription by RNA polymerase II; cell differentiation; anatomical structure morphogenesis. The record is from RefSeq and is a predicted model, not a curated record. The coding region runs from base 1 to 1050 and encodes 349 amino acids. NCBI's taxonomy places the organism in Eukaryota, Fungi, Ascomycota, Sordariomycetes, Glomerellales, Glomerellaceae.
AUGGCGUUGACAUUCAACCCUGGCAACAUCGUUGCUCGUGACAUUGAUCCUACCCAUGUGCACCCUGAGAUCCUAAAGAUUGUGACAGAGAUCUUGGACCUUCGCCUCAACACAUUCGAGUCCACCAUAGCUGUCUCUGCAAGAGAUUACUUUGCUUUUGGCGAGGAGGGUCGGCUCUUCAUGGCAUUGCAGAUGGGGCGCAUAUUGGGCCAGCCCGUCAUGUGGGUCAAGGACGGAAUGCAUUCUAGCGUUGAUAGAUGGGUUCUUGGGCCUUGUGAGAGGUUCAUUGCCGGUCCACACAUGAUUGUCUCCGUCAACGGUAUUGCUGUCGUCGUCCCUCGACCACCACCACAACUCCUCGAGGAAGCACCCGGUGCAACCACCCAGUUCGUCAACGCUCCUGAACGAAGAGUCAAGAUCACACGACCUCCCAACGCCUUCAUCCUCUACCGCAGCGACUACCAAGCCCAAAUCAAACAGAUGAACCCUCAACUCCAGAACAAUGAUAUCUCCGGAAUCCUAGGAAAAGCUUGGAAUAAUGAGUCUCAUGAAGUCCGCGAAAGAUACAAGGCUCUCGCGAAAGCCUACAAGGAGCGCCACAACAAGAUGCACCCUGACUAUCGGUACACGCCACGCAAGCCUUCCGAGAAGCGUCAGAUGGAGAUCAAGGAUCGUAGGAGCAAGAAGCGAUCCAUCACAACAAUUUUCGCGACUACAAGUUGCCGCGAAGGAGCACCUUCGUCUGCUGCCUUAGGCCGAGUAUGCCUCGUCUUCCCUCAGAGCCAUGUCCCAGCUCGCGCCGAGAAAGUCGAAAAAACACCAACACUUGAUGUUUGGGCCAGAACUAAGCAGACAUGCCGCUCCAAAGCCACUUCGUGGAGUUUUACCUGCUCUACUCACAAGAUGGGCGAAUUCCGGACGCAUCAUUGGGCGGAGACGGUGGCGACGCUCUUGAUGGGGUUCAAGCAAAGAGUGAGCUACUUCAAGCAGAGCAAGACUCGAAAGGAUAGAGCAAUUCGCGUCGUCGCUGCCGAAGAAUCGGAUGUCUAA